CCAUGUUGCUUCCAAACAUCCUGCUCACCGGUACACCAGGGGUUGGAAAAACCACACUAGGCAAAGAACUUGCGUCAAAAUCAGGACUGAAAUACAUUAAUGUGGGUGAUUUAGCUCGAGAAGUCUGAUCAUCGGAUAUCAUGGAGUCUGGCAAGAUGGCUUCUCCCAAGAGCAUGCCGAAAGAUGCACAGAUGAUGGCACAAAUCCUGAAGGAUAUGGGGAUUACAGAAUAUGAGCCAAGAGUUAUAAAUCAGAUGUUGGAGUUUGCCUUCCGAUAUGUGACCACAAUUCUAGAUGAUGCAAAAAUUUAUUCAAGCCAUGCUACGAAAGCUGCUGUUGAUGCAGAUGUGCAAUUGGCAAUCCAGUGCCGCGCUGAUCAGUCUUUUACCUCUCCUCCCCCAAGAGAUUUUUUAUUAGAUAUUGCAAGGCAAAGAAAUCAAACCCCUUUGCCAUUGAUCAAGCCAUAUUCAGGUCCUAGGUUGCCACCUGAUAGAUAUUGCUUAACAGCUCCAAACUAUAGGCUGAAAUCUUUACAGAAAAAGGCGUCAACUUCUGCGGGAAGAAUAACAGUCCCGCGGUUAAGUGUUGGUUCAGUUACUAGCAGACCAAGUACUCCCACACUAGGCACACCAACCCCGCAGACCAUGUCUGUUUCAACUAAAGUAGGGACUCCCAUGUCCCUCACAGGUCAAAGGUUUACAGUACAGAUGCCUGCUUCUCGGUCUCCAGCUGUAAAAGCUUCAAUUCCUGCAACCUCAGCAGUUCAGAAUGUUCUGAUUAAUCCAUCAUUAAUCGGGUCCAAAAACAUUCUUAUUACCACUAAUAUGGUAUCAUCACAAAAUACUGCCAAUGGAUCGUCAAAUGCAUUGAAAAGAAAACGUGAAGAUGAUGAUGAUGAUGAUGUUGAUGAUGACGAUGAUAAUUUGUAA
Messenger RNA from Nomascus leucogenys (northern white-cheeked gibbon), 929 nucleotides. Its product is annotated as transcription initiation factor TFIID subunit 9-like. Gene Ontology annotation, cellular component: transcription factor TFIID complex; transcription factor TFTC complex; SAGA complex. Lineage: Eukaryota; Metazoa; Chordata; Mammalia; Primates; Hylobatidae. The record is from RefSeq and is a predicted model, not a curated record. Gene Ontology annotation, molecular function: RNA polymerase II general transcription initiation factor activity; transcription coactivator activity; protein heterodimerization activity. Gene Ontology annotation, biological process: DNA-templated transcription initiation; RNA polymerase II preinitiation complex assembly.